AUGGACCUUUUCUUCGGCCGCGGUAUCAAGUUCACUCCGUCAAAGGACGUGCCCUCCCUCGCGGGCAAGGUCAUUCUGGUGACGGGCGCCAACAACGGCCUCGGCAAGCAGUCGGUGCUAGACCUAGCACGGUACGGCAAGCCGGCCUUCAUCUGGCUGGCCGCGCGCAGCCCCGAGCGCGCCGCCCAGGCCCUAGCCGACAUCAACGCGCAGCUCGACCUCGAGCCCAACGCCGAGGACAGCGACCGGACCGUCAUCAAGACGGUCGAGCUAGACCUUGCGCUACUCGCCUCCGUCCGGGCCGCCGCUCAGCGCGUCACCGCCGAGACCCCCGGGCCGCGCCUCGACAUUCUCAUGCUCAACGCAGGCAUCAUGUCCACGCCGCCCGGCCUCACCGCCGACGGCUACGAGAUCCAGUUCGGCACCAACCACCUCGGCCACGCGCUGCUGGCCAAGCUCCUCCUCCCGAUGCUCCUCCAAACCGCGGCCGCGCACCCCGACGUGCGCGUCGUCGUGCUCUCCUCGGUCGGCCACACGCAGGCGCCCAAGGCCGGCGGCGCGCCCGGCGAGGCCGGCAUCAUGUUCAGCGGGCUCAAGACGGAGCAGGCAGCGCUCGGCGCGCUGCCGCGCUACGGCCAGAGCAAGCUGGCCAACCUGCUGUUUGCGCGCGAGCUGGCGCGCCGCUACCCGGCGCAGCUGCGCGUCGCCGCCGUCGACCCCGGGCUCGCGAGCACCGGCCUCGCCAACAACCUCGAGUCGCGCGCGCUGCGCACCGUCGUCAACUCCCUGCGCUUCCUCUACCCGUCCCCCGCCGACGCCGUGCGCGGGCCCCUGUGGGCGGCGACCGCGCAGCCGCCGGAUUUUAUUGAGAGCGGUGCGUACUACAAGCCCCUCGGUCGGAGAGGGUCGGACUCGCCGUAUGCGAACGACGAGCUCGCUGCGAAGCUGUGGGAGUGGACCGAAAACGAGCUGCAGGCGUAUACCCUCUGA
Messenger RNA from Lasiosphaeria miniovina, 990 nucleotides. RefSeq lists its product as uncharacterized. The coding region runs from base 1 to 990 and encodes 329 amino acids. Lineage: Eukaryota; Fungi; Ascomycota; Sordariomycetes; Sordariales; Lasiosphaeriaceae. The transcript has a single exon. The record is from RefSeq and is a predicted model, not a curated record.